UCAAAUCCCCGACUGUCUUAUUGUGUUAAUCUGCAGUACACUCCUCAUGUUGAGCUCAUUAAAGCGCACACACACGCGCGGGUUCGGGAUUAUUGUUGUGCAGGGAUUAUUACUCGGGAACAGGAACCGCACACAUGACUUUAGACCUGCUUUCUGCGAUGCCGUUUUUUCACGGUUUUCCACCGAAUCGCGCUUUGCUUCAGCCGGGCAGAUCUUGAGCUGAUUCUCCACACCUGACUGCCUUCAUCUUCUUCUUCAUCAUGGCUGACAUCCCGCAGCUCAUUAAAAUCGGCGUUUCGCUGAAAACCACACCGAAUAACGGAGCCGUUUACUUCAAAUCAGACGGAACCAGAUUCGGCCAGACCAGAACCAUCAAACUACUGACCGGAACUAAAUACAAGAUGGAUGUGGUGGUCAAACCGGGAGCAGUGGAGGCGACAUCCAUGACUGUAGGCGGAGUGACGUUUCCUCUGGAGCAGCAGUCUAAAGACCCUCAGUCUGUGGUGUACAGCGGCAUGUAUAACACUGAAGGAGUAACACACACCAAAAGCGGAGAGAGGCAGCCUGUUCAGUUCACUCAGGCGGGUGUUUUCGAGACGGUCUGGCAGGUGAAGUUCUACAACUACAACAAGAGAGACCACUGCCAGUGGGGGAACAGCUUCAACAGCAUCGAGUAUGAGUGCAAACCCAACGACACGCACACACUCAUGUGGAUCAAUAAAGAGAUGUUCCUGUGAAUCAGAGGAAAUCUGAAACACAACACACACACACACACACACACACACACACACACACACACACAUGCUCUGACUGUGAUGGAAACUGCUGGAAAUGUGAAUCAGUGUAGAGAUGUAGCCUUCCCUCUGUCUAAAAGGUCAAUAGAGUGUCUUGAUGAAUUUACCCACAUUAUAAACAUACUACAGUAAUUCAUAGUAAAUACUACAGUGUUUUUGAACCCUACUAUAGUUAUAUUGUACUGUAUAUAGUAUAGUAUCUACAUCUCUUUCUUAAUAAAGGCUCCAGCUUACUGUAGUAUUAACUAAAGUGAACAGAUUAACUGUAAUGCAUACUGUAGUAUACUAGAGUUUUUACUACAGUAAACUGUGAUGUAUUGUUGUAUAAUAUACCAAAACAAAUUACAGUAUUGGCUAAUUUGUUUAUAUUAUUGUAGUUCUGUUACCAUAGCAACUGUAGAAUCACCACGGCACAUCAGUUAAUAUAGUUGUUGUGUUACCAUAGCAACUGUAGAAUCACCACAGCACAUCAAUUACUAUAGGUGUUGUGUUGUCAUAGCAACUGCAGAAUCGACACGGCACAUCAAUUAUUAUAGGUGUUAUGUUACCAUAGCAACCAUAGAAUCACUGCAACUCAUCAAUUACUAUAGUGGUUAUGUUACUAUAGCAACUGUGGAAUUGCCAUGGCACAUCAAUUACUGUAGUGGUUGUGUUACCAUAGCAACUGUUGAAUCGCCACGGCUCAUCAAUUACUAUAGUGGUUGUGUUACCAUAGCAACUGUAUAAUCGCCACGGCACAACAAUUACUAUAGUGGUUGUGUUACCAUAGCAACUGUAGAAUCACCACAACACAUCAAUUACUGUAGUGGUUGUGUUACCAUA
This is a messenger RNA of Danio rerio (zebrafish), 1616 nucleotides long. Lineage: Eukaryota; Metazoa; Chordata; Actinopteri; Cypriniformes; Danionidae. The record is from RefSeq and is a predicted model, not a curated record.